This is a messenger RNA of Racocetra persica, 357 nucleotides long. NCBI's taxonomy places the organism in Eukaryota, Fungi, Glomeromycota, Glomeromycetes, Diversisporales, Gigasporaceae. The record is from the annotation of a GenBank genome assembly.
ACAAAAUGCUUGUCCAGAUUAAAUCAUUAGAAUUUAAUCCAUUACGACAACCAAAUUCUAAUGCUAAGAAAUCAAUUCGCCUUGUCAUCCAUUCAGUAACUUACCAUACUAAACCAAGUACCUCACUCGAAGAACAAUUGAAAAAAAUGUUUCUUUUUCCUUUUGAUUAUCAUUCAUUGGUUUUUGAUUCAAUGAAGAUAGAUAUUUAUGAUUACGGGUUAUUUUUAAAUACAAAAAAAAAACUUGGGCGUGCCAUUAUACAAUUAAAUACUUUAAAGCAAGCCAUUAUUGAUCAAAAAGAAUUUGAAAGAACUCUUCCACUUGAAAUUAAGGAAUUUCCGCAUAUGCAGGAAGUUG